AUGACAUUGUGUACAUAUGAGAUCAAUGAAGCAGCAAACCUCUCUCCAGGGGAAUUUACAAUGGCAAUUUCGGCUGUAAGAGAUAAAAAAAUGGAAAAAAGGAAAGAAAAGAAAAAUUCAAAGGAAUACAAAGUCAACCGUUUACAAAAGAAAAGGAACCGUAAUACAAAUGAACGUAAACAUCUUGUAAGAGAGGGUAAAACCUAUGGAUCUCAAAUGGAGUAUGUUGUUCCAAGAGUGGACAUACAGAUUGAGGCCAGUAAGAUAAUUGGUAUUACUUACAGCCACGGAACGAAUAAAAUGUACGUUCGAGGCCAAAUAGUUGAACCGGUGUCAAUUCAUAAAGCUCUACUGGAUUUCAAACAAUUUUUAAAGGAACAGAAUCAGCCAAUAAUAUUAGGUCAUAACAUUUGUAACUUUGACAUUCCUGUAAUUGUUAACAAAUUGAAAGACUAUAAUUUGUUUUCGACAUUUGCUGAAACAGUGAAAGGUUUUAUUGACACAAUGAAAGUGGCUAGAAAGUAUAUUCCCAAACAUGAUGUAGAAAAUUAUAAGCAGCAGACUCUUGUCCAACAGUUUGUAGGAGAAAAUUACCUCGCCCACAAUGCAAUAGAGGAUAUGGAUUCAUUAAAAACAUUAUAUGACAGUAAAAAAAGGCAACAGUAG
Messenger RNA from Mytilus trossulus (common blue mussel), 666 nucleotides. RefSeq lists its product as uncharacterized. The transcript has 3 exons. Gene Ontology annotation, molecular function: 3'-5'-DNA exonuclease activity; nucleic acid binding. Gene Ontology annotation, cellular component: cytoplasm. Lineage: Eukaryota; Metazoa; Mollusca; Bivalvia; Mytilida; Mytilidae. The record is from RefSeq and is a predicted model, not a curated record. Gene Ontology annotation, biological process: DNA catabolic process. Bases 1 to 666 code for a protein of 221 amino acids.